Molecule: messenger RNA, 582 nt
Organism: Corylus avellana
Lineage: Eukaryota; Viridiplantae; Streptophyta; Magnoliopsida; Fagales; Betulaceae
Source: RefSeq, a predicted model, not a curated record
AUGGGGAAUGUCUAUGAAGGCGUUGGCUACCGGGAUGCUUAUGGAGAGCAACCCAGAUGUCAGGGUCAUGGUAGGGAGGAAUCCCACGAAUACCGAAUGAAGAUUGAUCUCCCAUCAUUCAACGGGCAUCUUCAAAUUGAAGAUUUCUUAGAUUGGGUGAUGGAAGUAGAGAGGUUCUUUGAUUAUAUGAGUAUUCGCAAGGAUCGCAAGGUGAAGUUAGUGGCAUACAAGUUCAAGGGAGGAGCUUCUGCUUGGUGGGAAAAAUUACAGAUUUCUCGAGCCCGACAAGGGAAGGGACCUGUAACUUCAUGGUUGAAGAUGAAGCGGCUACUCAAAGCACGGUUUUUACCACCAGAUUUUGAGCAACGGCUAUUCCAACAAUACCAAGAGUGUCGACAAGGAGGUCAGACUGUCCAAGCGUAUGUUGAUGAUUUCUAUCGCCUAUCUGCUCGGAAUGAUCUCAUGGAGACAGAGGGUCAACAAGUUGCAAGGUUUAUUGGUGGACAGCCUGUGGCAAUACAAGAUAAGGUUUUUAUGCAUCCUAUCUUUACUUUGAAAGAGGCAGUUAGUUUGGCAACCUGA